UGGAAACUCCUUGAGGCGCCGUGCCGGGUUAUCGUCUCUCGUUUCUCUGUCACGGUCCCCGACCGGAUCGAAGUUAGCCACAAAUGAAACGUAUCGCGGUCGGUCGUCCGGUCGUCCGUCGAUUGUCAGUUGUUUUUACCGAGGCUCGUAGUUGUGCAGUCGGUAGAAAAAAAAAUCGCGCGUGAAUCUUUUCCUGGCUUUGCUAAAAUUCCCCGUUUGAAAAUUUAGAGUGUUUACAAAACAUUGAAAUAAUUUAGACGGAUCAAGGAAUUUGAAGAGCGCGAAAGACGUCGUGUGACAGCUGUAUCGUAGGAACGUCGAUAAAUGACAGCAACGCAUCAGCAUUCUCAUGGCCACCAUUCAACAUCCAAAUCUAUGGCAAGAUGGCUGCUCUUGUCGAAAACCAUCACGAGCACCGAAAAUUGGAGAUAUUCCCAGACACACCGCUGUAGAUGUAGACCCGAAAGCUCAAGAACCAGAUAUCCAGAAACCCGCAAACUUCCAUACGGUCUUCAAGAAAGUACGCUCUCCCGGCGACGUGAUCCGAGCGCAAAACGAAUUCACCAGAUCGCUGCUCGAAGUCGCCCGAUCGUCGCCAGAUCAUCAGCGUCGAGACGAUGUGACCCGAAUGAUCUCGGCGCCCGCUCACGAUGCCGUACGAUCGCUCGCGGGACAACCCGAGGCCGGCCGGGCGCCAGUCGAAGUCGACCGAAGACGAGCCGAAAUCUCCCGAACGAAGCGAUCGGAGGCGGACUUGUCCGAUAACGGGCGAUCUGUGAACGAUUGCAGCCGAUCCGAGCCGAUCCAAACGAAUCCUGUGAUACUCAACUCAGUGCCUUCCGUGAAAAAUCACUCUGAGAACGUCUCUGUCGAGAAUGGCCAAGGAAACGGGCCUAAAUCGUCAAUCCAAUCAAAAUCUUCAGCUGCUACGGAGAGUCGACCAAUUUUCUCGAAUUGCCAGUUUUCGCCUUCCAAUAGUCCCACCAACAGUCCCAGGAGCAACAGAAAGAGGCAGCCCUUGAGGGAGUCUAGAAGGGUCAGCAUCGAAAAAUCCGGGAUGUAUCUCCAGUUGAACCAGUACAAACUCAUGGAUAGCAUAGGGCAGGGCUCUUAUGGAAUAGUCAAAUUAGCGUACAACGAAGAAGAUGAUACUCAUUAUGCCAUGAAAAUCCUGUCGAAAAAGAAACUCCUGAAGAAAGCCGGCAUGUUUGGCAGACUGCCGCCUGCGCGCAAAGAGGGUCGAUCCACCUCCUCCUCCCCCAUCAACCACCCGCUGCAGAAGGUGUACCGCGAGAUCGCCAUCCUGAAGAAGCUGGACCACCCGAACGUGGUGAAGCUGGUGGAGGUGCUGGACGACCCGGCCGAGGACCACCUGUACUUGGUGUUCGAGCUGCUGGAGGGGGGGCAGGUGCUCGACGUGCCCACCGAUACGCCGCUGGACGAGGAAAGAGCGUGGACUUAUUUCAGGGACGUGGUCGUCGGGAUCGAAUACCUGCACUACCAAAGGAUCAUCCACCGCGACAUCAAACCCGCCAAUCUGCUGCUGAGCGAAUGCGGGCGCGUCCAAAUCGCGGACCUAGGCGUUUGCAACGAAUUCCACGGGAGCGACGCUUUCCUCUCCAGCACGGCUGGAACUCCGGCGUUCAUGGCCCCCGAAGCCCUGAACGAUCAAAGACAGAGCGGGUUCAGCGGAAGAGGUACUGAUAUUUGGUCUAUGGGUGUGACCCUCUAUGCCUUCGUAUACGGUCGUCUGCCCUUCCAUGAUCAAAACAUCGUAGGACUGUAUUCCAAGAUCAAGAACCAACCGGUCGAGUUUCCAGAACUGCCUCGAAUAAGCAACGAUCUCAAAGAUCUGAUAAGACAGAUGUUGAUCAAGGACCCCAACCAGAGGAUCACUCUCCAAGAACUGAAAGAACAUCCAUGGGUAACAAAGCAGGGUAGUUUUCCACUUCCUUCCGAAGAAGAAAACUGCCAUCUAGUGGAGGUUACGGACGAAGAUGUCGCCAAAGUUAUAACUUCCAUUCCGAAGUUGGAUACUUUGAUACUCAUUAAACACAUGCUCAAGAAACAUUCCUUCCAGAACCCGUUCCUCCAUCGCAGGGACACGACAGUGGUGCCCCCUGCCUCCCAUGCUUCCCCAGCCUGCUCCCAGCGCCAGCACAUCGGUAGAUCAGGGCGCUCCAACUCGGCGCCCAGCCGCUACCACUGGCGUAACGAGCGCCAGCCGAGCGCCGAUUCGAGCUUGGAGUGUGUGGAGGAGGCACAAUAUGUGGAGGAGGUCAGCGUGGAAGGUUUAUCUGCCAUUGGCGUGGACAAGGCUAGUAAGAAGGUGGAAGAGGGUCGGUGACGAUGCCGGAGACCGUCGAGGUUCGAAGGUGGUUUUGUUCUGAAAAAGUGAAACGCUGAUAGACCAAUAGAUGAUGACAUGUGACUUUCUCCCAUUUUACACUGCAGGCCUUUUUGAGGCUUUAUAAUUAACCCCAAAAUAUGAAAAAUAGACCGGCUCCUGGCCGCCCAAUCAGAACAAAUGCGUCUUAUGGACGUUUUAAGAUCGUCCACUCUGGGGCCGCCCAUUAAUAAUAAUGUAACUUUCGGAGAUUGAAAGCACAAAUGAACCUCUCGAACCUUUAUCUUUAUUUAGAUUAUACAAAUACAACUGACAAAUUUUGUCAGAUCCAAUAAUUCAACUUUUUUUUACAUAGUGAAACAAAAUAUAAAGUGAGAUUCAACAUUUUCCGGUGCGUGAAGACAUCUCUCCACCAUUAAUCUUUCCCCAGAUGUAGGUAGAACGCGAAUCUUCGUGACAGGUCUUGUAUAAACACCUCGAUUUGUUCUCAUCUCGACGACUCGAAUGAUAUAUUAUCCUUUCUAGGAUACACUUGCUCUAUUCUUCCAAUCUGACAGACAUUUCUUGGCACUUUCUCAUCAACGAUCAAGACAAUAUCGCCGAUUUUAACCACCUCACUUUUAGCAUGCCAUUUUGAGCGCUGAAUCAAUGUAGGUCUGUAUUCUAGUAUCCAUCGCUCCCAUAUUCCUUCCAUAUGUGAUGCUCGCGCUGGAUUGAAUCUCCACUCAAUCUGUUUGAGACUCAAGAAGUUGACUAUUUCUUCUUGGUCAACAGAUUCGAUCAAUUCUCUGAGCUCUCUUUCAGCUCCUACAAAAUUGGAUUAUUAAAUUAUCGGAAAUAAAUUCCUUUGGUUGGCCUCGCCUACACAUGAAUCGUUUUUUAUGGCUGAUAUAGUUUAACUGGUAACACAUGUAACUCUCUGAGAUUCAAAGCACAAAUAAACCUCACGAAAGUUUAUCUCCAUUCAGAUUAUACAAAUACAACUGACAAAUCUUGUCAGAUCAAUAAUUAAACUUUUUAACAUAGUGAAACAAAACACUAAAACAAAAUAUAAAGUGAGAUUCAACAAGUAAUCAGGUUUACGAAUGAAAUUCGCUUUUAGUUUUUGGGAGACGUCGCAAGUCGGAGAUAAUUCUGCUCACGUAUCUAUAACAAAGAAUCGAAGAUCUAAUGAUAUGAAUCUCAAUUCUAAUAUAUAUUCAUUCAAGACAUCUAUUGAGAUCGUUCCAUAGCCAUAUCUGAAACACCCUGUAUUCAGAAUAUGUCAGAUGCCGAAAUUUGUUCAGCUAUUCGAUAUUAUACUACUUUUUGUCAUUCUCUUUGAAAAUAAAAGGUUUGACUUACAACAUAACGAAACAAAAAACAAUGUCUCUCUCUUGCUCAUUUCAUUUUUACAGUUGAUUCCAAGAAUUGGAGGGUCUAAAUCUGACAAGGUGUAUUGUAUAAUUCAGAAUAAUGUAAUUUUCUUGUUAGAAACAAUUUGCCAGUAUUGAAAAUUUUAUUCAUACUAAUUUUUUGGGAAGCGGCGGACUUCGUUUUUUCAGAAAAAAAUUGCCUUGAAUUUUGUGGAUUUUAUACCAUGUAAUGAUCGUAUACAUAGCUUUAAAUUAUGCAAUUUCGAAUGAAUCGAUGUGAACUGAUAUGUGACCAAUCAGGAUAUCAAACUCAUACAGGGAAAUCUUCAACCAAAUUCUUUUUUUUUUAAUGAAAAAACCGGACAGGCAAUUUUUGGUUUGAUUUGUAAUCGGUUUAUUUUAGUUCUUCUUCAGUUGUGAUUAUGGUCAUUAGGAAAGUUUUUUGAGAUUUCCAUUCACUAAUCAGUGCCAAUAGUUGCCAUUUCGAUAAUUUGUUCAAAAAUAGUAAAAUGAACAGUCCCGUAUAUAUUUAAUUUGAAAGGAUUUUCUAUUGUUUUGAUUAUGAAUCUUUGAGGAUUUAUCAGUAGAUAUAAGUAUCCAUAUUUGGUGAUUAUGUUCAAAUUGAAAAGAAAAAUGUGCCUGGAAUCUGUUAAACAAUUUGACAAACAAAUUUACUUCUCGAAUAAGUACUUUCGGAAUUUUUAUUUUUUCUAAUAAAUGUUUUUAUUUUUUUU
Messenger RNA from Phaedon cochleariae (mustard beetle), 4436 nucleotides. The record is from the annotation of a GenBank genome assembly. NCBI's taxonomy places the organism in Eukaryota, Metazoa, Arthropoda, Insecta, Coleoptera, Chrysomelidae.